Messenger RNA from Paramecium pentaurelia, 510 nucleotides. NCBI's taxonomy places the organism in Eukaryota, Ciliophora, Oligohymenophorea, Peniculida, Parameciidae. The record is from the annotation of a GenBank genome assembly.
AAUGAUGUAGGAGAAUUAAGAAGCAUCCUCUUAAAAUGGAUCACCUAAUAAAAUUUGUAUCCAAAAGAAGUAAAAAAAGAAAAACGAAUAUGAUUAUCAUAGAAAAAAAAGAAGAGGUUCAGAUGGUAUUAGUAGUAAGAAAUCUGGUCAAAAAUUUUCAUAAGAAGAAGAUAAACGUAUUUUAUAGUUAGUGUUUAACAAUGGACCUAAAUUUUAGAAGAUUCAUAGGCAUUUUCAUGGAAAAACAUUGGCUAUGGUGAAAAAUCGAUAUUAUAAAUAUUUACGCUUUAGAUGGGAAAUUUUAGGAUAGUACUAUAUUAUUAAUUUAGAAAUUACAAACAUUUAAGUGUUCCAUAGGAAUAAUUGGAAACUUUGUGUGAGCAACAGAAAAAUGUUAGUAAUAUGUUGAGUGCAGAAAAAGAUGAUCUCAUAUCUCAAAUAACUUCACGAACAACAUUACUUCAGAAUGCUCGAAUGUUUGUUGAGUAUUUAGUUGAAUAAUUAUUAUGA